GUACAUAAAAUGGCUCAAAGCAACUGACAAAACUAGGAUGUCUAGCACUCCAAUGAAAGAAACAUUAAACUCUUCUGGUAGAUCUGAAAGUCCGGCAAGUAUUCUGAAGAACCGCAAAAUUACACAGCAUCUCAAGAAUGUUCUCGAGCAAAGUCCGCGUGAUCUACUUGUGCAUCAUGAACUUAGUGUGAACGAAAUGCCAGGAGGGUUGCGGGAAGCAUACAUUAGAGGUCAUUACAGGGAACCACACCAGAAGUUCACCAGUUAUCUGGGCUCUAUCUUUGAGAUACACAAUGAGUCGCUCAAUAUUUGGACGGCUAUUUUGAGCGUGGUGUGUAUCUUCGUAUGGUUCUGGCGUCACUGCAUGGAACGAAGUAUCUUCUCCACUCCUGAGGCGUGGCCCAUUACACUCGUAGCAGGUGCGAUGAUGACCACCCACAUAGCCAGUGCUAAUGCCCACACUAUGUGUCAUCACAGUGUGGAGUAUAGUGGUGUGUUCUACAUGUUUGACUACUUCGGCAUCACCAUCUACCUCUACCUGGCAGCCAUCGCCACCUUCGUCUAUUCUGUCCCUCUCCCAAACACACAGACACUCAUGACUGUCGUGCUGGUGCUAUCGCUGUUCAACUCAGUGGCUUGGCCUGUGUUUUGCUCGCGUGCCUUGGCUGCCUACAGGCGAACCAACGAACUCUCCCAGAGACCCUCUCUCUCCACCCAACUGUUCCUCCUCAACUGCUUCAAUGCCGCCUUCUGUGGACUGUGUGGUCUCAUCAGAGUCUACAAUCUGCCCAUAUGGACAGCAGCCGGCAAAGUGGCGGUUGCAGUGGGAACGAAAGACGACGUGCAACCUGAUAUAGGUGGCUACUGGUACUUGGCCUGGCUCCUAGUCAGUCUGGCCGACCUGGCUGUGUACAAGUUCCACAUCCCAGAGAGUCUUAUCCCUCCCAAAUCCAGAUCCUCCUGGCUGUGGGACAUCUUCCACAGCCACACCAUACACCAUGUACUAGCACUAGGCUCACAUCUCUGUCAUCUGGAGGCACUGGAAACUGAUUGGGAAACGAAACUUCUGCCGGGUCAAAGUGAGGAUAUGCUGUGGGCCCUGCAGAAUGUGUCUACUAUUGCACUCAUAGUGUCGCUGUCCAACUUCAGUGUCAUUUUCGUCCUCGUCGAGAAUUUCUUCACAUUUAUUCGUCAUUUUCGAAAAAUGUCUCACUUGAUGAUGUAGACAAUAUUUUCGCUACAAGUUGCUGUGCAGAUUUGUUUAUUUUGAAUUAAUCCACCGGAAACAGUAACAAAAAUGGUGCUUAUUGCUCUCUGUUUCACAGUUUUUGUUCGAUUUCAAGCGACCUUUGGAUUUAAUUAUAGUAUACUAACUAUAUAGAAGCCUAAGCGUAGCUUUGUCUUUUAGUAUUGAGUCUCGCUGACCUCCAAAAAGCUUGCAAAAAAAGAUUUUUGAUUUCUUGUGACGACAUGAAAAAUUAUGCAUACAUUGAUUUUUUUACAGAAAGAAAGACAGAAUUUUUUUUAUCCAGUAUGUUGAGGCAAAAUUUCAUCAAGAAACAUUUAAAUUUACACUCAAAUGUAUUUAAAUAUCUAUACAAUCGAUUAAACGAAACUGGAUGGGCUAGACUAAAGGCGCAAUAGGCGCCUACUGAAGGUCGGUUCGAUAGCUAACGAGAGUAAAGUUCCUGAAAGAAGGCAAAGGACAUGAAAUGAGAAAAUAAUCUUUAUUAUAAUAAAAUUUGAAUUGAAGCUCUCUUUUUUAGUAACUUUAUUCAGAUCAGAAUCAUGCGUACACGCUAUCACCGACAAUCCUAAAUGUUGCUCCAUUUUUCCUGGAUAAAUCAGCUAAGGAAAAAAAACAUUUCUUAGUUUUUUUGUAAAAUUGAUUUGUAAAUUAUUGUUUUUUGAUUAAGCGAUCGAAAAGAGCGUUAACAAAUCAUAAACGUAUAAUUCAUGCGCACGGUAAGUAUUUUGUGGUCCAUGUGUUUGAAUUUCUCGUCUGAUUCAUAAAGUUCUUUUUGAUGAAUCAGAUUCAUCUCAUUCCUUUUCAGGAGGAAUUUUUUUAACCUCCUCUUAAACCCAUUAAUAACUACUUGGUUUCUGGUAUUCCGAAAAGGCAUUCUAUGUGCAUUGGAUAUAUCGUUCUCAGCUAUUUGGGCCUCUUGUACAGUGCUCAAGUGAACAAGUUUUGUGAAUGUUGUCUCCUUCGACUCGCUUUGUUCCUCACCUGUUUGCUUAUGUCGAGGCCGUGAUUUUUUCAUAUUGCUACUGCGGGUAUAAGGCUCGAAUAAUUCUGACUCCGAUAAUGAUUUUAUGUUAUAAUGUUUUCACGACCUUCUUUUCGAUCGUGUUUUCAGGACUUUUUCGAUAAUGUUUUCAGGACCUUGUUUUUGAUAAUGUUUU
Messenger RNA from Symsagittifera roscoffensis, 2406 nucleotides. RefSeq names its product membrane progestin receptor alpha-like. The record is from RefSeq and is a predicted model, not a curated record. Gene Ontology annotation, cellular component: membrane. NCBI's taxonomy places the organism in Eukaryota, Metazoa, Xenacoelomorpha, Acoela, Convolutidae. The transcript has 6 exons. The coding region runs from base 38 to 1225 and encodes 395 amino acids. Gene Ontology annotation, molecular function: signaling receptor activity.